This is a messenger RNA of Papaver somniferum (opium poppy), 1740 nucleotides long. Its product is annotated as organelle RRM domain-containing protein 1, chloroplastic-like. Lineage: Eukaryota; Viridiplantae; Streptophyta; Magnoliopsida; Ranunculales; Papaveraceae. Gene Ontology annotation, biological process: cytidine to uridine editing; mitochondrial mRNA modification. The record is from RefSeq and is a predicted model, not a curated record. Bases 903 to 1313 code for a protein of 136 amino acids. The transcript is spliced from 4 exons. Gene Ontology annotation, cellular component: mitochondrion.
UGAUUCUUUCUUUCUUCUUCUCUUCUCCUCUCUGGUUAUUCUAAAUCGAAACAAUGGAGUUCGGCUCCAAGUUUGUUUGUUUUUUUUGACACAUACGGCUCCGAGUUAUUACUGGUUUGGGUAAGAUUUUUGUGCGAGUAUGGACAGAGUUAUAUUUGAAAGAAAACAGGGAAGAAACAAGCAUUGGUUCCAUUGAAUUUAUUAUUUAUUGUUGAGUGGUGGUAGUGAAAGAAUUUUUUUUGAAGAUUUUGUGAUGAAUUAUGAGUUGUUUCUUGUUGGAUUCAAUUGUACAUCAAGUUAUGGGAAGAUUUAAUGAAGAUUUCAGCAAGGAAUUCAGUGAAAGAAAGUUUGUUGUUGUUGUUGGUAAUGGCAGUAAACGGUGAAGAUUGACAAUGGAUGUUUUCGAGUUCUAAGUAGUGAAUAUUGAUGAUGAUAUAGAGUUUGAAUGAAUUAGAAAUGGUGGGUCUAUAUCUGAUUUGAAUUUGUAGGGAAUUGGAAGUCUACGACUCUACAGAAGGUAUUUCCUUGGAGGAGAAAAACACCAUUUGAGUGUGCACAACAACCAUUUGACAAAAAGCCUAAACCACAUGCCAGGUCUUGUAGCAGUCAGCCACGUCCCUUCUCUUAGAUGCUGCUCUAUCCAUGGACACAGAGUAGGAAUUUUUUGGUUUUUUGUGUUGAAUGGUUGUUUUGAUGAUUGGUUGAUGCUAUUGUAGAAGAUAGUGAUGUUGAGUAGUAUUUGAAGCUAGUAUUAAAGUUGCAGAUGGAAUAGGUUGUAUGUCAUAAUUGCAGGAAUGUGGGAAUGAAUGGGUAUGGAUGUAUGAAAGAAAUGCAGGGUUUGAGGUUAUGAGCUCAGUAUUGAACCUGCAAUGGACUGAGAAAAUGAUGAGUCUGUGUGAGAAAUGGAUAGUGAAAAGAAAGCUCAAAUGUGCAUUUACAAUGCUUCAUGGGAAACCCAUUUUGGUUUUUGUUGCGAUAUUGAUAAAGCGGCUUCUCAUGAGCUCUCUGGCUUGCCGGAAGUGUUAUUCGUUAGGCCUGACCGGGAUUUUGAAUCUGCGGAGAAGGAUUACAGUUUAGAAAAUGUUCAAUUGGGUGGUGUGUGGAAUUUAAGUGCUGGAACAUCUCGGUUGUUUUCGGAGGGGAAUUCUAAGAAUUGGUUAGUUAGAAUGGAAAAAGCUACUGUUGAAGUUGUUACAAAAGCGCAAAUGGUGGAUUACUAUACUCAAAUACUAUCAAGGUUUUGGGAAAGUCAGUCCCAGCUGCUAUUGUGUCCUUUUAGAUGGAUUUUAUGGUUAGUGCCCAUGCUAUUGUGAACAACGGAGUCUGUGGAGUUAUGUUUGAUGUGUUAGAAGGAGAUUUUGAAGUUGUUGCUGCACUGAGUUACUUGAGGAGUAAAGUCAGGAAGCUACAGGAAAUUGGUUGUGCAUGCAUUGAAUGGCUUGCGAAGAAUAAGUCUGUAAUUGCAAAUGAAAAUUUAACUGAACUGUAAAUGGAUUGAGUAGUGUGCUGCAAUGUACGUAUUUUAGGUGUUGCAAUAGUAGUGUGCAGGAAGUAGUGGAUUGAGUAUUGGUGAUGAUACAAAAUUAAAUCAGCGAUUCAAAGGACUAAUAAGUCUUUUUACUUCCGCUUAACGGUGCUAACUUUCCAUCCAUCAAUUUUGGUCAAAGGCUUAGAUCUGUAAGAAAUAAAAAAAGAAGCUUAGUUUUGUAAACCAUAAAAAAAACAGGCCUAGAUUUGUAA